This is a messenger RNA of Cotesia congregata, 1746 nucleotides long. The record is from the annotation of a GenBank genome assembly. Lineage: Eukaryota; Metazoa; Arthropoda; Insecta; Hymenoptera; Braconidae.
AUGGCGAAAGCUAAGGCUACUUCGAAAUCUGCGGCUGGAAGCUCGGGUGAAAAGAAAACCCAGAAGAAGGAGGAGAAAAAAUCAGCAACCGCUGCAACAGCGUCAAAGGUUACUAAGCCUGGUUCAUCAAAGAAGCCAGCACCAGCACCCAAAACUGCAGCCACUAAAGCUGCAGCUAAACCGGCAGCGAAGCCAGUUGCUAAGCCAGCAGCCAAGCCUGUGACUGCCAAGCCCAAGGUAGUUAAACAUGCUGCCAAAAAAAUCCCCAAGGGAGGAAAGGCUGCGCCUUUGCAAAAGGCUCUGAAGACCCAAAAGAAGGUUUUGAAGGGUGUUCAUGGAUCCCGUGUCCGUAAGAUCCGUACCUCGGUACACUUCCACAGGCCGAAGACUUUCAGACCGCCAAGAAACCCCAAGUACCCCAGGAAGUCGGUUCCUAACAGAAACCGCAUGGAUGCUUACAAUGUCAUCAAGUUCCCGUUGACAACGGAAGCUGCGAUGAAAAAAAUCGAAGACAACAACACCCUGGUCUUCAUUGUUCACACGAAAGCCAACAAACACCACAUCAAGGCCUCCGUGAAAAAGUUGUACGACAUCGACGUCGCAAAAGUAAAUACUUUGAUCAGACCCGAUGGAAUUAAGAAGGCUUACGUCCGUCUCGCCCGUUUGAUGAAAGGUUUAAAAACUCAAAACAAAAUGUCAAGUAGCUCAAAAAAAAUUAGAACUUCUGUUCAUUUUAAUACACCAAAAACUUCACAGCCGCCAAGAAAUCCAAAAUAUCCUAGCAAAUUAAUUCCUAUUCGCAACAAACUUGACUCUUACAAUGUAAUUAAAUACCCAGUAACAACGGAGUCAGCGAUGAAAAAAAUAGAAGAUAGCAAUACCUUGGUCUUCAUUGUGAACCGCCAGGCGAAUAAAAAUCACAUCGAAUCAUCGGUCAAAAAAUUGUAUAACGUCAGCGUAGCUGCUAUUAAUGUUACUAAUUCACCAGGAGGUGACAAGAAAGCCUACGUACGUCUAACAGAGGAACACGACGCCCUGGACGUCGCCAACAAGAUUGCGGCUGGAAGCUCGGCUGAAAAGAAAACCCAGAAGAAGGAGGAGAAAAAACCAGCGACCGCUGCAACAGCGUCAAAGGUUACUAAGCCUGGUUCAUCAAAGAAACCAGCACCAGCACCCAAAACUGCAGCCACUAAAGCUGCAGCUAAACCGGCAGCGAAGCCAGUUGCUAAGCCAGCAGCCAAGCCUGUGACUGCCAAGCCCAAGGUAGUUAAACAUGCUGCCAAAAAAAUCCCCAAGGGAGGAAAGGCAGCGCCUUUGCAAAAGGCUCUGAAGACCCAGAAGAAGGUUUUGAAGGGUGUUCAUGGAUCCCGUGUCCGUAAGAUCCGUACCUCGGUACACUUCCACAGGCCGAAGACUUUCAGACCGCCAAGAAACCCCAAGUACCCCAGGAAGUCGGUUCCUAACAGAAACCGCAUGGAUGCUUACAAUGUCAUCAAGUUCCCGUUGACAACGGAAGCUGCGAUGAAGAAAAUCGAAGACAACAACACCCUGGUCUUCAUUGUUCACACGAAAGCCAACAAACACCACAUCAAGGCCUCCGUGAAAAAGUUGUACGACAUCGACGUCGCAAAAGUAAAUACUUUGAUCAGACCCGAUGGAAUUAAGAAGGCUUACGUCCGUCUCGCCCGUGACUACGACGCACUGGAUGUUGCCAACAAAAUCGGCAUCAUAUAAGUCUUUUUUCUU